GGACUGGCCGCCGGGGACCCGGAACCUCUCUGGAGAGGUCACGGAUCGCCCGGACCGGUGUAUGCGCUGCGAAUUACCUCAAAACACACAUUUUCUUAUUUUCCUCUCACUCACCCACUUGUCACCACCAGCCCUCCAUCCCCCCUCCCUCGCAUACACUACCACUACACCAUUCAGACUAUUCAACGGCGAACAGCCAUCUUGGCCGAUGCCCUGAUUGAUCAGGUACGUUAGCUCGGAACAGCCUAGUAUGCGAGUCUAGCGCGCGUAAUCCCGCAGAGCAACUGGGACCAUUCUGGGCUGCAGCAGUGCAGCAGAGCUCACCCGCCCCCCCUGAGGUGUGCUGCCCGCUGCCACUGCUGCUGCCUGUGUGUGCUGAGGGCACCACCCCAACAGCAACCGGGAUGGCUCCGCGGUCCAAUGGCGGAGGACGGGACCUGGAGGUGUCGGUUCGUUCGAUUUCUUCCUCCAGAGGGGCAGCACCAACAGUGAUGGAUGACCUGCACAGUCCCCACCAUUGGUUGGUUGUGUCAGCCAGCCGGGGUUCCACUCUGAUGCCACUGUUCCUGGGACUCCCCCCGGCGUAUGCAGGGCUACGAACAUGGCGUGUGCACACGGGGAACUGACCCAGGUCUCCCGGGGGCUUGGUCACACGACGGCCUGAUGUCCUCUUUUGGUGGCCCUCUCACGUCUCUGCUGCCUCUGUCGCCUCUGGAGCAAAUUCCGAACCCCCUGACAGACACUACAGCAUACAGCACGGCACUAGACCUCUUGGGCUCCAUUUCCCGCUCGAGGUCCUUGCUUCUGUUCAGAUUCGCUGAUCCGAUUUUCUCUCUUGUUCACGAGCACCGAGCACCAGGUGGUCCCUGCGUGUCAUAUUAGGUGGGUGAAUGGUUGAUGGAGGGGGAGGGGUGUGCACAAGAACGAACCCACUGCCCUGGCUCGCCCCCCGCUGACGGAUUGCUUGGGCUGAGCCGGGACAGGGGUUGCAGAGAGGCGCAACGAGAAAAUUGAACAAAAUGGGCUCAGGGACCCAGAUCAUGAAAUUCGCUGAUCUGCUCUGCUUGCCGUCUGUCCCUCGCCCGGGAUGUCUUAAAUACCACGGGGCGGAGCCAAUUCCGUCAUGAGUGUGUCUCUCGUCUGCUACCAAGAAGAACUCGCCAACUUUCAUCCCGAGCCGUGCCGGUGCUGUCGUUGUUGCUGCUGUCGGCCAUGGCGAUGAACCACGACCAUGACCAGCAUCGCAUCAACCCUCCUCACCGCCUGUGCUCCGAAUCAACACGUCCCGGCCCCGUACCUGUCCAGCAACACAUCCAACUCCUCCAGCACCACCGCCACCACCACUGCAGCUGGAACCAACCCAACACGCACACGCUUCCAUAAAAGACUUUAAUCCGCGAAAAGCUGCCACACCACACCUGAGACAACCGAAUUGCUUUUUUCCCUCUCUGCUCCCACUCACUGGCUUCUGGGUGUCCGGGGAAGCCCUCCACGUCAUCCGCCGGGCCGGCCCCCUCCCCCCCCCCCCUCUCCCUUGGGUUGCUCCUCGGGAUCUGGAUCAGGAACUUGAGACUCCUCGCAUCUUCUCAUCGAAGCCGGUGAAAGAGCAAUUGAAGCCGGCCACCUGGCAGCAAUCACCUGCCUAGAUAGCAUAGAGCCUCUUUGUCCACCGACUCCCGAUACCGUCAGCUGGCCUCUCUGUCUGCAGUAUCCCCGAGUAUAAGAUCCCGGCCACUUGGCACCUUUGCACACUCACCCCCUCCCGCAACAACAACCACCAGCCUACCAUUUCAUGAUCCCCUACUCUGGUCAUAUCGAGGAAAAGACCUCGCUCCGUUGGCGACAACACUUUCGAUACACCAGCAACCCUUACGCGGCUUCUCGGUCCGAUAUCUCACCCCACAACACCGACGCAGCCAUGAGUGACCAACCCUUCCCGACUGCCACCUUCAAGCAGCAGUACCACGGCAUUGAGGUCUCCUUCCCCGCAGGACAAGGCGACUUCCGCAGCGUGCGCAACUCGUGUGCAGCAGCAUGCCGUGCAUUCAACAGCACACCAGAGGAUGCCGACGUAAAAGUCCGCGGCGAGAAGUGGCUCGACAUUGUCAAGCCCAACCGUCCUAAGAAGGCUGAUGGUACUUCGGCAGAGGAGGGCACCAUGGUCACCCACGACCAGGCCAUCACCAACCCUACCCUCAAGGCCACCAUCCCGUUUGUCAAGCCUCCUCUCUGGGUUGACUACGGUACUCGUCUCAAGGUGGCGAGCACCACCUUCAUCAACCGCAACUGCGUGAUCCUCGACACGCCCGUGGCUGACUUGAUCAUUGGGGAACGCUGCAACAUUGGCACCAAUUGCACCAUUGUCUGCGUUGGUCACCCAGUCAGCCUGGAAGGGCGAAGGACGACCAAGCUGAGCACCGGUGCUCCCGUCACGAUUGGCAACGAUGUUUGGAUCGGCGCCAACGUCACCAUCCUACCGGGUGUCUCGAUUGGAAACGGCGCAGUCAUUGGCGCCGGCACGGUAGUAAACUGCAACAUCCCACCCAUGACCCUCGCCGUCGGGUCACCUGUCCGGCUGGUCAAGGCGCUGGCCCUCAACGAGGACAAGCCAGCCGUUUUGAUCAAGACACUCGACGAGUCAAAGGAGCUGACCAACUCGUUACCCAUGGAGCACUGGGACGGGACCGACGCUGCCUUUCGCGCCGCCCAGGCCGCGCAGCUCGCGCAAAAGAGCAACCGGCGGGGGGGCAGCGAGCACCAGCGCGUGGAGGAGCAGCAGCGGGAGCGGCUCAGAAAGUCGGAGAUUGUCGUCAUUGCGGCUGUCACGACGGUGGUGCUCGCGCUGCUGAUGCUGUUCAGCUUGUUCUUCUUUGCGGGGCUGUAUCUGGGGGAGAGCAGGGGCUGUUUGAGGAGCUCCGAUCUUUGAUGACACACCUCACCUAACCCAGCAAACAAACCUGACACGCUACACCAAACAAACAAACCCACCACACGGCCGGCUCUUGUCGUGGGCAACAAGGACAACAACGGAAGGGAAUAAAGCCAAUACUUAAUAGAGGAGGAUUCACACCAACAACGCCGACUCGACAAAAGGGACCCACAGAACAAACGAGCAACACCAAACACGCAUUGUAACAACAACAACAACAACAACAACAACAACAACAAUAACAACAACAACAACAGGAAGCAAGCAACAACCAUAUUUCUUUCUUUUCCUUUUCUUUUCACGGGAUACCCUCACUUCUUUCUCAGGGCAAAGGGUAGCGGGAGGGGGCAAAUCAACAGAGGUUUUUUUCCAGGACUCGGUUGGGAAACGGGGGGUUGGGGGUGGGGCGAAUGGAAACGGGCAAACAAACAUGGGUCGAAAAACAAACAGGGGGAUUUCAUUUCUGGUCGGGGGGUGGGGGAAAGGGAAAGGGGACGGGGAAGGGGAUUAAAAAGGCGUGUGUGUGUGUGCGUGUUGUGUCGUUGUGGCCUUUGCACAAAACCCCCCAACUUUUGCUUUUUAUAGUAGGUACCUGGUACGGGCAUGACACAAGGUCUUUAAGGUAGCGUUGAUAUUUUUUUCGGGCUCUGAUUUUGCCACGUUUUAGCGUUUCGGUUUUUGCUGAAUAUAUAUACCCCCGGCUUUUUCUGAGCAACACUCUGUCUAC
Messenger RNA from Podospora bellae-mahoneyi, 3656 nucleotides. RefSeq lists its product as uncharacterized. The record is from RefSeq and is a predicted model, not a curated record. The coding region runs from base 1793 to 2926 and encodes 377 amino acids. Lineage: Eukaryota; Fungi; Ascomycota; Sordariomycetes; Sordariales; Podosporaceae. The transcript has 6 exons.